Phlebotomus papatasi is the source of this 5987-nucleotide messenger RNA. It is a transcript of the gene orb2, whose product is annotated as cytoplasmic polyadenylation element-binding protein 2. Gene Ontology annotation, cellular component: neuron projection; cytoplasm; nucleus. Bases 1555 to 3690 code for a protein of 711 amino acids. The record is from RefSeq and is a predicted model, not a curated record. NCBI's taxonomy places the organism in Eukaryota, Metazoa, Arthropoda, Insecta, Diptera, Psychodidae. The transcript has 11 exons. Gene Ontology annotation, molecular function: mRNA regulatory element binding translation repressor activity; mRNA 3'-UTR binding; translation factor activity, RNA binding. Gene Ontology annotation, biological process: negative regulation of cytoplasmic translation.
CUUCCAAUAUCUUUUUCACGUCAUCUCGUUCGUCGAAGCUACAUUUUUUGUUAUUUUUUUACGUUGUAUAAUGUCUAGAGUACGUAAAAUCUAAAAGUUCAUGGAAAUUCGAGGAACAAAAAAGGUGGCCGAAAUUGCAAGCCGGCCGGAAUUUGGCACACUUACACUAAUUGAGGCUAUAAUCCACGCUUCCUUGGUCAGACGGGAUCAAGCAAUAAAGCAUAAGGCAUAAGAUCAAAAUAUAUUUUGUGUUGUGAUAUUAAUUAACGGCUAGUUUAUAUGAAUGUAAAUAGUAUAAAUUCCGGCAAUAUCUAAGAUUUCCCGACAAUUUUCCCAAUAUUUCUAAUUUCCCCUCAAUAAUCAAAUUGUUAGUGUAUAAGCAAAAUUUGUGUAUAAAAGGUGAUCGAUUUUUGGCAAUAAAUCAGUUCAACUGACCAAGAAUUCGCAAGUCUUUUACUUGCGUUUACACUUCUUGUCUUUUGAAGAGGAACUAGGACGACAAGAGAAAGUGCUUAAUUAUAAUUAGAUAUCCUGUAGCAGGAGGAGUACAACCAUGUGUCCCCCCCCCGUGCAUACUUUUUCUUGUCCUAUUACGAUAUCAAAUGAAGAGGACAUACAUCCUCUUGUGAAAAUCGAGAAAGGUCUUGUUUUUCCGUCAAUUUUUUACUAUAUUAUGUAGGAUUGAAGUUCUUCAGAUCCAGUAAAAACUUCUAAAACUAAAUGCUUAUUAUUGUUAUCUCUCAAAUGACAACUACAAAGUUGAAUGUGGGUGUUUUUGUUUUGACAAUAGUCGGCCAUUGCGCAAAUCACCACGCCAUCUGGCAACUCAACGUAGAUUUGAUGAAGGCUGCUAGUGUCAAACGAGCGCCACGGUCCCCUCAAUCGUGAUCUAAAAUAUCCAAAUGGCAAGUCGUAGAACUGUGAUAUAAUUUUAAUCGUGUAAUUUUAAUCAAGCGUCGUUUUGUUAAAAAAAAGGAAAAAAAUAAACAGAUUCGUUUAACAUUAGUGCAAUAAAUUCAAAGACUGUUUUGUGUUUUCAACCAAUGUGCAUAAUUCAAUUUAUGAAUUAAUUCACGAGUUUUUUCAUGUAGCUGAAAAUUGGUUUUUCUCUAUGCUUGAUUUUAUUGAUUGUCAAAUGUGAGGUGAAAAAAAAAGUCUUUUGGAUUAUUUUGCACCUCAUGCUCAUGUGAAAAGUUCGCAAGGCGAAGGUUGCAGAGCUGAGGAUAAUUUUCCUGUUCACGAGAUAAAAAAGGGGAUUUUCUUGGUGGAAGGCACAGAGAGAGAGAGUGAGAGAAAAAAAAACAGAAAAAGAAGAGGAGAAAAAUAAGCAGAGGUGGAUAAAAAAAAAUGUAAUAUCGAGAAGUGCAAUCAAUAUGUUAUCACAUUGCAGGAAUUUUUUUUUGCGUUACAUCACAAUGUCCCAGACACAGGAAGAAAUGCAAUUAUAUGUUGAGAAAGCAGUGCAAGAUUUAACAGUUGAAUGCAAAAGUUAUCACUAAAUUACACUAAAGUGGAAAGAUUGUGGAUAAAAGUGAAUAUUGUGUGCUGCAGAAGAUGCCUACAUCGACAACAAUGAGUAAUGCACAGCAUUCUGGUGAUGAUAGCAGUAUUCUAAUAACAUCAAGUGCUGUCGUAUCGUCACCUGUUACAACAGUCGAAUCCAAUAUUGGGAGCAUACCAAAUGUCUUAUCAGACGACAUUGCACAGCAUCAGGAUGCUACGGCCUCCAAUCCAUUGUCAUCUUCACCCACACCAACUGGAGUACUCGAGGAUUCAUCCACACCAUCAAUUUCUUUGCUAAAUGGCGGAACUCUGCGAGCAUCUAACAUAAUUACAACUUCGUCUGGAAAUAGUUCGCACAGCAAUUCAUCCAUGAUGAGUGGCAGUGCAAAUUCAGUCAUCAACUUCACGCAUCAACAACAGGUCAGUGAUGAGGGCAAUUCGAACCUGUGGCCAACAGGUGCUGAAGACAUUGCAGCUCCAUCCACCCACAUAUCGGUGAAUGGUUUCAGCAGUGGCUUUCAAAAUUACUCAGCACCACUGUUCAACGGUGGUGUUUCUGUGGCCGUGGCCCCCAACCAUCAGCAUCCCCGGAGAGCCAUUACGGCGUCACAUACGGGCAAUGGAAGCGGUACGAACCUCGUGAGCGGAUAUUCGCAGCAUCAUGGCCUCUCACCAACGGCCAUUGGGCGAAAUUCGUCGAUGCAUCAGCAGAGUAACAUGUCGGGUGGACAGCAACAGAAUCACCAUCAGAACCUCUUUAAGAACUCAUACCCGGCAUGGUCAAAUCCACCGCCGUCGAUUGCAUGGCCGCUGCAGAGCAACCAGAAUCAUCAGGCAGCUCUGGGCGCCUGGAAUCGUGGGCGUUCUGUACCAAAUCUCAAUCCACUGUCCACAGGGAUGCAACAGACACGUAAACCCACAUCACCCAAUCCACCAUGCCACUCACCCUUUGGCUCCCUGAUCAAUUCGGGAGCACAGGGUGGUAUGGGUGGUCAAAAUUCAUCGAUAUCACCCAUGAAGUAUCGCCGGAGUACAUCAUUUCCCGGAAAAGUCUCCGUCGGCCCUCUGGAAAUCAGCAAUAUCGACGAUGCCCGAGACUCAUUUAUGGCAUAUCAGGAACGUGGCUUGGGAAAUGGAUUGGAUAUGAGAACUCUAGAACACUGUCUCAGCGAUAUUAUGAGAGGCGUAGCAGAUUGUGGAUCAUCUGAACAUUUUAAAGGUUUCCAAGGCAGCAACAUUAACUCUUUGCAAUCAAUGGCGCAAUUACAUGGAAAACCAUUUUUCCAAGGAAUCGAUGAUCAUAUACCCGAGGAAGCUGGUGGAUUUGUGGAUAGUAGCGUGAUGCCAAUGAAUUCCCCAACUCGCUCUUCGCCGCAUUCGCAGAAUUCUGAGAGUGUUGAGCGUUUCUCGCGCAAAGUCUUUGUUGGGGGCCUUCCGCCUGAUAUUGACGAAGAUGAGAUUACGUCCUCUUUUCGGCGAUUUGGUCCACUGGUUGUGGAUUGGCCGCACAAAGCUGAAUCCAAAUCCUACUUCCCACCGAAGGGCUAUGCUUUUCUGCUUUUCCAGGACGAAAGCAGUGUUCAACAAUUAAUUGAGGCUUGCAUCACCGAUGAGGAUAAACUGUAUUUGUGUGUAUCAUCGCCAACAAUAAAGGAUAAACCAGUCCAAAUCCGCCCAUGGCGUCUUUCCGAUGCGGAUUUCGUGCUGAAUGCAUCCAUGCCAUUGGAUCCCAGGAAGACAGUCUUUGUCGGUGGUGUCCCAAGACCCCUGAAAGCAUUUGAACUGGCAAUGAUAAUGGAUCGACUGUACGGUGGUGUUUGCUAUGCUGGCAUCGACACCGAUCCUGAAUUGAAAUACCCAAAGGGGGCUGGUAGAGUGGCUUUUGCCAAUCAGCAGAGCUACAUUGCAGCCAUUUCGGCUAGAUUUGUCCAACUUCAGCAUGGUGACAUUGAUAAGCGCGUUGAAGUGAAGCCUUAUGUUCUCGAUGACCAAAUGUGUGACGAAUGUCAGGGUCAGUUGUGCGGUGGCAAGUUUGCACCCUUCUUCUGUGCAAAUGUUACAUGCCUACAGUACUAUUGUGAGCAAUGUUGGGCAACAAUUCACUCAAAAACUGGACGUGAGUAUCACAAACCACUCGUUAAAGAGGGGGCAGAUCGACCACGUGCUGUUCCAUUUCGCUGGUGUUAAAUGAAUGGCACAACAUUAAACAAAAAAGAUUAAAAAAAACAAGAAAAAAUAUAAUCUAUUAUUGUAACUUAAAGCCUUCCAAAAGGACAGGAAAGGCGUCUUAUUGCGUUAACUUUUAAAUUAAAAAAAAAAAAACAAAAAAUAAACUAUACUAUUGAUGUAAAAAAAAGCAGAUAUAUUGGAAUCUACUUGAGUGACAAGGAAAAAAACAACAAUUGGAAGAAUUUUGGAUCUUAGGAGAAAUUAAAAAAAAAUAGAAAUGAAAAAACUGAAAGAUAGAUACCAAGAAAAAAUUCUUCCAUUAGUCAUCGGAUGAUAAACUAUAUUUUUACGUAGUCAAAAAAAACAAAUCGAUUAGAAUGAACUUUUAACAAUUUAUAAUAUUUUUAUCUAUUUAUAAAAUAAAUUAAAUAAACGAGUAUGCCUAUACAAAAAUGAAAUAAUAUAGCAGUGAAACAACAAAUUUUCAAUUUGCUAAAUAUUAAGUUCUUUUUUAUAUUAUUGUUUUUUGUUUUUUUUUGAAAACAAUUAUUUUUUAAUUGUUUGUAUUUGUGUUACAAUUCAAUGAGUAUUGUGUUAAUUAACCAAAAUCAAAUUGAUGGAUCUUGUUGUUUCAUGUUAUGUAUUUUAGUGAAAAAUAUAUAUAUUAAAAAAAAGUGAAAAAAACAUAUGAUUUCAAGUCAAAUUUAUAUUUAAAAAAAAUAUAAAAUUUAAAUCAUAUGCGCGAUUUAGAUGAGUCCAAAAAAAACACAAUUUACAUUAUUAAUAAUAAAUAAAAAUACCAAUAAAUGAAGAAACAACAAAAUUUUAGGCAAAAUUUCUUUCACAAAACAAAACAUCUAAUAUAUAUUUAAAAAAAUAUAUAAAUAAUAAACUUGUAAAUCUAUAUGUAUAAAAAAAUAAUACCAAAAUUUUAAAAUUACACUAUCGUAAAACAAAAUAUUUAAAUUUUUAAUUAUCUAAUGCAAAAACAAAUUUAUUUCAAAUGAAGUGAAAAAAAACUUGAGCAAACCUAGAUAACCGAAUGAAUUGAUCUCUUCUUCAUGUACAUAUAAUAUUAAAUGGAAAAGGAAAAAAAACAAGAAACUUUUUUUUCAAAUUAUUUAUGUCCUUCUCAUUUGUAUCUUCUUGCAAAAAUAUUUCUUAAGUGAAGAAAAAGAUAUCCCCCAAACGUAAAGGAAAAAUCUGUAUUAGUCAAAUUUAAAAAAAAAAGAAAAAUAAUCAAAUAUUUUAUAAAUAUUAAAAAAAAGGAUGAACAGAGAUGAAAUAGUAAAUUUUUAGCUAUUCAUUAAAGAAAAAUAGUAAUUCGCUACAACCCAUUAGAGAUAAAAACUUUGAAAAAAAAAUUCUAAUAUUAUUUUUAUAAAUGUACUGAGAAUGUGUAUUUGAAUAUACAAUAUAAUAACAUAGUAAUCAAAUAUCGUUUAUACUUUUAUAUAUUUUUAUGAUGUAUAUAAUAUAUAAUUAUUUUUAUUACGUACCAACGGUGAAACCAGUUUUUCGAAAAAACAUAAAAAAUAAAAAUGAAGUGUUUAUAAAAUGAAGUAAAAAAAAAAAUUAAAAUAAUUCGUUAUGCUGAGAAGGUGACAAAUGAAAAAGAAGUAAGAGAAAUAUAUUUUUUCCUUUUUCUAAAUGAAGUAAAAAAAAUGAAAACUUUUUAGACACAUUUUGUUAUUUAAUAAAUUUUAAGUAUUUUUAUUAUUCAUGUGAAAAAAAACCUAUCUUGACAAACAAGAUUGCAUCAUGUUUAUAAAACUUAGAAAAAUUUUUCAAACACGUGAACUAAAAAAAACAUUACAUCUACUACCAGAUAUAAAGGUAAAUUCCAUAAUUAACUUCUACUUAGUCAAAAAAAAACAAAGAAUACAAUUUAGUAAAAAAAAAAGAAAUAUGAGUGGAGAGAAGUUUUAGGAAUUGUCCUAUAUUUUCAUAAUUCUUAUUCACGUCGUUGCAAUAAUGUUUAAAUCCAGAUGAAAGGAGAAGAAGAGAAAAAAUACUAAUCAAAUACUUGCAUUGCAAAAAAAAAUAAUACCAAAACAAAUUAAAAAAAAUUAUAAAUUCAGAAAUUACGAGUAUUUUGAUGUUAAAGCCUUUUCUCUCAAAGAAAAAAAGGGGAAGAUAAACAAGUGAUUUUCUGAGUUUGUUUUUUAUGGGCUCGUAUAAUUUUUAUCAUGUGAAAGAAAGCAAAUGCUAUGAGUUCGUAAACAGAAAAAAAAUACACCCAAUAUGGGAUAUUUAGGUAAAAGGAUUUAAAAAAAAAAAUUACACACGGAAGUAGGUAAAAAGGUAGAUAAAAA